Molecule: messenger RNA, 252 nt
Organism: Protopolystoma xenopodis
Lineage: Eukaryota; Metazoa; Platyhelminthes; Monogenea; Polystomatidea; Polystomatidae
Source: the annotation of a GenBank genome assembly
AUGAAUUCACUUAGCUAUAGCCUACCAGGACAGGACCCCAGAACCAGCCUAGAUGUAAUGGAUCAAGCUUUGAAUGCUACUCGAAAUCCCGAAACAAAUGGAUUUAUUGAUGUCGAUAAAGUGCAUGCUUCACAUGGCAGCUCAAUAGAUCUCAUGCUUUCCAGCCCCACUUAUCCAAGUGUUCUUUACUCGUCCACACCAAGUGCCGUCUUCAAGAGACUAGGGGCACCUCUCCCAAAGGUAAAAAGAUAA